CGAGAAAUACAAACUAUCUAUAUACUACAAGCUCCAUACCGUGCAACAUUUCCACAACAAGCAGUGAUGAAGAACUCUUGUAAAAAAAAAAUUCAGAUAUAUAAACGGGGACAUCUAUAUAUCUUCCCAAUGCUAAACUUCAAUGCAACAAAACUAAAUCCUCCUUUGUUUAAUGAUGUUCAAACAACAUAAUAUAGGGCGUUUAGCAGUACUCUGUUGUUUGCUGUUAGUACCUCUUUUCACAUUAGUAGAAUCGGCACCGCAGUUACCACAAGCCCAACCCGGGUUAUCAGCUAAAAGACAAGAAAGCAAUUGGAUGGAUACAAUAGCUAAUGUAGACCAUGCUACGGGUACUGGGAACAUACGUUCAGGGCUUGCCUCAUUAUAUGCUAUGCACCUUUUCCAGGAUAUGUGCGAUAAGGAUGAAAAUGGGAUUAUCAAGAAUAGAGUGGAACGUAUUACCUCUAAGGUAGCUGGAGUAAUAUUUGGUGUUUAUGGUGCCUACAGAUUGCGCAAUGGGUUUGUCGCUCAGAGCUCACCUUAACAUAUAAUGAUAUCUGGAAAUGGUGGGAGUAAUAGCAUGUUUACUACACAGUCAGCUUAUGAGAUACCACGUCAAAUAAGGGAGAUGAUAAAGAUUAUUAUUCUCUACCUGAGUUGUCAUUAUACAGCGGAGAUAUUCUACUUAAUUAUACUCUUAAUGACAAAGAGUAUUCAACUUACUAUCGCGAAAAUGAUGAUAUACCGUACGUGAGGUCAGCUCCCAGGGGAAGUUGGAAGCUAGCAAACGAAGCUCUCAUUUAUUCAUGGAUAUGUAUUACUUUACAGAAAAUCGAGGCGUGCAAAGUUUGGAAGCUUUUGCACGAGACAGUAAUGGUCUGGGAAGUCUGUCUUCUUACAUAGCUCAGAAAUUCAUGCUAAAGUGGAGUAUCCUAAUGACUCACAUGACUAUUAUUAUAUUACGGUUUGUAUGGGUAUGUAUAAUGGCAAGUAUUCUAGGAUUUCUAUGGCAAAAAUGUUUCUGAAUGACCAAGAUCAACUCCCAACAGACAUUGAUACAGUUUAUAGUGGUAUAGAUCCUUGUUGGGAGUAUCAUAUGUGAUUCCAGUGAUGGAGCUGAUAAUUUGUUGAUCUGAACGAUAAUAACACAACAUAUAUAUAACGUAACAUUUAUAUUUCACAAUCAAUAAUAAAACGUGUUUUGGUAUUUACAAAGGAACGUGAAUUCGUAUUAAUCAGUAGACCUCUCGUGUUGCGACGCGUCGAGGUUACCACGCGCGUCUACAUCACUGAAUCCGAACGAUAUAUCUUUUAAAACUGCUUGCAGAUUCACUAGAAGGGUUUUUAAGCCCCUCCAGCAAGUCGGCCGAAUUUCGACGAUAAU
Wallemia mellicola CBS 633.66 is the source of this 1384-nucleotide messenger RNA. RefSeq lists its product as hypothetical. The coding region runs from base 173 to 544 and encodes 123 amino acids. The record is from RefSeq and is a predicted model, not a curated record. The transcript has a single exon. NCBI's taxonomy places the organism in Eukaryota, Fungi, Basidiomycota, Wallemiomycetes, Wallemiales, Wallemiaceae.